AUGGGAAUUGCUGAUCUAUGGGACUUAAUGAAGCCGGGAUUUGGCAAACGAAUUAGGUUUGAAAAGUUUGUUUCAGAUUUUAUAGAUGAACACGGAAGAACUCCAAGAAUCGCGAUCGACGCAUAUGUACUUAUAUUCCAGUCUGUUAGUGGGAGAUACCAAGGAUAUGAGGGAAAUUAUAAUCUAAUACGAAACUUUAUGGCUAAAUUGCUUUAUUUGGUAUCGCUUAAUGUAUCUUUCGUCGUAGUUUUCGAUGGUGCCUUCAAACCAGAUAAACUGAAGACCAUAACGGAAGGAAUGAAUUUCGAACGAGAGUUAGAGGAAUUCAAAUCAAUUGAUCCCAAAAAGUAUAGUGAUAGAGACUUUGAAGUUGCAGAAGAAGUCAAGAUCGAAUUAUUGAAAAACGGAAUUGACAUUUUACAGGCUCCAGGUGAGGGAGAGGCAGAAUGCUCACAAUUGCAAAGAUUUGGGAUAGUAGAUUUUGUUAUGACUAAUGAUCUGGAUAGCUUCAUAUUUGGUGCUUCUAAGGUGCUCCGAAAUUUUUCAAGGUAUUUUGAAGAUGAAUUUCCUUCACCGACAAAGAGACUAGAUCCUACUCCAAAAUAUUAUAUUACGAUAGUAGAUAUGUCCACUGUGGAACAAGCAACAGGUUUGAACAGGGAGAGGAUGAUCUUCUUAGCGACUUUAAGAGGAGGCGACUAUUCAUCAGGUAUUUCAAAAAUUGGCAUAAAAUAUGCAACUAGACUUGCAUUAUGUGGAACUGAAAGGUAUGGACUUUCUAAAUUCCCAGACUUUGCUAAUUGGUUGAUUAAGUGCUUCGUCAAAGACAAAAAUGAUAGAAUAUUUGGUUACAGUGCAAUCAAGGACUCUCAAUCUAGAAAAGGGGAACUAAAACGGCUCGUCAACACCAUGAAUCAAGAGAUAAAGCAACUUUCAAAACAAAUGUUCGGAAGAAAAUUAAACUUAAAUUAUGAUCUUGAUAUUAAUGAAUAUUUUACUUUGUUAUAUUUGUUUCCGAGAGUAAAUCGUCUGCUUUUCAAGUUUGUUCCACACUCUUUGAGCUUUGGUCAUUUAAAUAUCGUUACCGACGAUAUUAAAGUGCCACUCGACGGGCUCAUAAAUAUUGAAGCUGGUACUUCAGAUGUAGUCAAGAGAAUGCAUAACCUGGAAAAUAUUGGAGUUCUGGAAAUUUGGUUUUCGACUGACGGUAUUGAGCAAAAAUACAUGGGCUAUUCCGAAUCAUUGCUGGCGUUGUACAUUCCCGAGUCUUAUUAUUACUCACUGAAAAGUAUCAUCAUGAAGGCACUUUCCAAUUUAAGAAAAGAAGAUAGUUCAGACGUAUAUGUUGAAGUGACAAACAAUAAAGAAGAUGAUGAUUGUGAGCUUUUAAUGAUCAAAUUUGAUGCAAUAGGCAUGAGUGAAAGUUUGAAGCUUCAAACUUCUGAAAUAAAGCGGCGAAAGGAGAAUGAUCCAUCCAAACUUGAAUAUACGUGGUUCCCAAGGAGCUUAGUCCAGAUGAUGGAUCCUUCACUAGUUAAGGAGUAUGAUAAACGAGGCAAGAAAAUUUCACCCAGAAAAAGAAAACCGUCUCAAAAGACUACUUUGGAUGAUCUUGGACAGUUUCCGAAGUCACCCACAAAAAGAGCUCGUAAAUUGAGUCCAUCAAAACCUAGUCAAGUUCAACGCCCAGUUUUGGACUUUUUUAAGACAGAAUUAGGUAGCAGCAAAAGCAUUAAACUAGAACCAUCAUUUAUAAGGAUGCCUGCAUCUCUCGGAAGUCAAGUUGAUAGACUGGUUCCCUCUAGUCCUACAAAAAAGAAGUCUGGAAAAUCCACCAAUCGAUCCUUCAAGACGGAGCAUUAG
Molecule: messenger RNA, 1863 nt
Organism: Priceomyces carsonii
Lineage: Eukaryota; Fungi; Ascomycota; Pichiomycetes; Serinales; Debaryomycetaceae
Product: crossover junction endodeoxyribonuclease
Exons: 1
Coding region: 1-1863 (620 amino acids)
Molecular function (GO): 5'-flap endonuclease activity
Source: RefSeq, a predicted model, not a curated record